AUGGUUAUUGAGAGUUUCCUUUGCUGUUUCAGCAUCUACGAAGGAUCUUGGAUAUGUGGAAUUUUAAGUCUGGUAUAACAACAGCCUUAAGAUAUGAUAUAUCUCAACGAUUUAUUAUGACUGAAGCAAUUUUGAAAGCUACCGUAUUUUUUUGCUCUUCAGAUUCUUGGUGUCUUGAGAGUCGGCCUUCAGUGGUUUACACUUAUGUUCCGUCAUCGCAUGACGAAAGAGGCAAGAAAGCUCUUACCUAUCAAAUUCAGCAGUAAGUUAACUGAAAAUCAAACUGUGGAUAAUUUUAAGAUCAUACUGAGCGAAUUACGCUAAAUAAUGUUUCAUUAUAAUAUCGCCAUUGCUCUUUUGCUUGUAAAUUUUACUCGUUGUCAAUUAACCUAUAUAAUAUUGAUGCAAUGUAUCUGAAUGUAUCGAGCGUUGUUUUCUUAAUGAUGAUAUGGUGGGUUAUUCGCAAUUUCUGUUUAUGACUUCCUGUUGCGUUAAAAACUUAGAGUGAUAGUUUUUUGUGUUAGAACAAAAGUCCACAUCGAUAGAAGCCUGGAUCGAAAGGUCCAUGUCAAGAAUGUGAAAAACAACUGGCAUAUCAUUCUCGAGGAAAUAAUUGUGUCGUAUAUUAGUAGCAUAGACUUGGGCUAGCACGUCUGAGAGCUCAGUAAAACACCGACGCCCUAUUUACUGCUCGAAAAAUGUCAAACUCAGGACAAGAACUUUUAGUUUCUUUCAUCGGCGCACGUGGCCCUUUGCGCAUAAAUCGCGAGAACUGGAAGAAUAGUAAUUGGUCGAGCGGGAAUGCACUUUGCUUGCUCCAUGCUUUCAGAUAGUGGAUGGCUGCUUUUCUUGCUUACCUUUCUCUGCGCCGUUUCCACUAUCUAAAUGUCUGAAAUAGGCUAGAAUUCAGCCGAUCAAGACAUGGAUAGCCAGCGUGGCUGGCGCGCGUGAAAACACGAAAGGCGCAAAUCUCCUCUCUUCUUUGCUUGCUGCUCCCCUUUCGAACCCUUCCGGUGUAGGUUAGUUAAAAAACUGUAUUUUAACACUAAAUUUACGCGAUGGAUUAACGAGAAUGAGAAAAGAAGAUUUGAAAGAGCAUUAUUUUUUUGGUUUCAGCUCUCCAAAUGAUAACCAUCUUUCAGAUAUCUGUUGCUGCGAUUUCCAUGGUCGUGGCUGUCGUGAUGCUAGUUGGACUUUUCAAGGUUAGCUUUUAUAGACUGCUAACAGUCUCUCUUUUUUUCAGAUUUUGUGUAGCCUGCGAAAACAUCCGUUUCUCCCCAGCGGCGAAGAGCGAGGAGAAACGGAUGUUUUCGCAGGCUAGAUUUUGUGAGGGGAGUGCACGCACACGAGCGUUGAGCAGCGAGGCCGCGAGACCCUUAAGUCACGCGGUCACGUGCGUGGUUAUUUUCGUGUCUCCAGCGUUUCGCUCGACGGACUAAGAAGAAAGAUAGACUGAUUGUUUUCUAGUUUUUAAGACAUAUUAAACUUUAUCUUUUUACAGCAGUUGGCAACUGAAUUGUGAAAUACUUUUAUUACGAUUUUUCGUUUCGUUUCAGCGCUGGCGAUGGUUAUUAUGUCCUUGGAUGGUGUGGGUUGUAGUAGAGGAACUGUUUUCUAUUCUUGUUAUCAUCUUCUAUGUAUAUUAUGGAGUCAAGGUGUGGUCUCUCUCUUACAAUCUUCCUAACAGUCUCUGCGUUUUAAUCAACCUUCUCCUAACGACCUUAGCUUAAUAAUAAUAAUAAUAAUAAUAAUAAAUCGAAAGUGAAAGGAAGAACAACGAAGGUGCGUCAAAAACAACGACAAAAACAAAAAUAAAUACAUGACCUAAAGUUACAAGCAAACAGACGCAACAACUCCCAACAAUGUUUGUAGUGUUGUUGCGUUCGUUUGCACGUGGCUAAAAGUUUGACCGGUUUCAAGCUUUGUGCAACAACUCCCAGCAAACGUCAAGAACAUGCAACAGGGUGUGCAAACGGAUGCAACAUCCAAAAAUGUUGGGAGUUGUUGGCCAAUAAUAAGGAGUCGUUUUGAACGGGGUUUUUAAAAAGAAGAAAUUGCGGGAGUAACUGAAAAUUGUCAAGUAUUGGAGACGAAUAAUAAAAACCUUUAAACAGUCGAAAUGCUUAGUUCCCUUUUGAAAAGUUUAAUUUCUCUAAAGGUCCAUACACGGUCCAAGAAAGUUGCCAAGUAUGUUUUUCAAGAAACCAACAAUUAUCAAAGACAGGGCAGAUAUGAGGACUUCUAUACGGAUAAUGUUUCAUCGUUUGGCUGCAGGGCCCUUCAGUGAAAUAUGUAUAUAACAAUGCAGUACGAUACCGUUGUGUGUAACAAUGCAGUACCAUACCGUUCAAGCCAUCAUUUACCAGUGACUGUUGAGCAGAAUACACACACGCAAUCGAAUGCAAGAACCUUACAUUUAACAUGGAGCUUGUUAGCUUUGCACAUGGGGCAACACCCUAAUUUGAUCAGGUUAUAAAGGCGAAGGAUUUCUCAGUUUAUCGGGAAUCAGUUUAUGGCGAAUCCUAUCAAUCCAAAUUUACUGGAAAAAAAGAAAGUUUUUACUUAAGACAACGGUUCAACUAUAGGACUAUACUCGCCGGUUUGGGACACCAACAUGGUCGCCGUUAUAUCGUCAGAGAUGAAGAGAUUAGGGGACCAGGGCACCCCGCCGUUUCCGUUUGUCCAGAUACGAGUUUCCACCCAGCCCCGAUCAUAAAUCUGCGGAACGUUAUGUACCUACACUGAAAUAUAUUAUUAUCUCUUGCAGUUGAAUUGCUCUGUGUACAUAUCUGAUGCAGUAAUGUUUUUCAUCUUUGUGAGUAGUACAAUUUUUAUGCAUGGGAGGGGUGGGUGAGAGUAAACGCUUUUAUUGGCUUAUUACAGUGAAACCUUUCUUAAGCAAACGCUACCGUCUGGGAAGUCACUUUUUUUUAAUAUAAAUUUUCUGAAAAACAAAAUGUGUAUUUGGUAGACAAUUGCAAGAGUCCCGUGGGGGUUUUCUUUAAAAAGGGGCGGAGGCAUUUGCCACAUAUGUGAAAAGCAGUCAAAUUUGCCUGCUGGAAUUCCUUUAACAGUGAACACUGGUGAAUAAACAAAUCACUCAUGAACUUACAAAUACAAAAAAAUUAUAAAUAAAUAUUACCAGUAUGUACCGGUAUAUCCUGUAAAUCGAUUAGAUAAAUAAAUGUUAACCUCCUAAUUAAUCAUACUCUAACAGAUACGCAGGCAGAUUGUUAAUGAAACUAGCACAAUUAAUAACCAUAAGAUUUUUUUACAGAUGUACUUCAUACUGUGCGUUUAUUCACACUUUAAGGAUCUAAGACGACAACAGUUCGUCAGAAUGGUACGCAUAGCUAUUAAUAUUCAUUUCUGA
Porites lobata is the source of this 3373-nucleotide messenger RNA. Lineage: Eukaryota; Metazoa; Cnidaria; Anthozoa; Scleractinia; Poritidae. The record is from the annotation of a GenBank genome assembly.